UCAACCGCGAGCCGCGGUGAACCGAAGGUGUGGUGAGUGUUUCUGUGGGCCGACGGGCCAAAAAUGGCGGAGCGUACGAAGACGACAGCCCCGGCCACCCGGCCCGUUCCCAUGAAGCUGUUUGCCACUUGGGAAGUGGAUUGUACUGCACCGAAUUGUAUACCCAGGCUGUGCUCCCUGACCCUGACCCGGCUGGUGAUCCUGCGUCCAUUAGGCUCCGAUCUAACCUCGAUCAGCAUCGCGGUGAAGAUGCAGAGCUCAAAGAGGACUCUGCGUUCGAACGAGAUGGCCAUCCCGACCGGUGGCAUGCUGGACACCGAGCUCGAGCUCCAGUUCGCCCUUCAGUAUCCCCAUUUCCUGAAAAGGGACGGCAACAAGCUGCUGAUACAGCUGCAGAGGAGGAAACGCUAUAAAAAUCGUACGAUGCUCGGAUACAAGACCCUAGCAGAGGGAGUUAUCAACAUGGCUCAGGUUCUCCAGAAGCAGAUGGACCUGGAGCUGGAGCUGGUGUCGGACAAGGCUGAGAAAUACGGCGGUCACUCUGUGGCGCUGGCUCGCGUGAGCGUGGUUGCACUGAGCUCCCAGCCGGUCGACCAGGACAAAAGACUGAUGAACGACCCGAACGAGAGGCUCUGCCCCGAGUACAGCGACGAGGAGGAGGAGUUCAGCUCCGAGGGCGAAGCAGAGGGCAGUGACAGCGAGCCGACUCUGGAGAUGCACAGGCGGAAGAGCCGGGCGAAGAUUCCAGCCAACGCCAGGCAGAGGAACUUAAAGCAGAAGUUCAUAGCCCUGCUGAAGAGGCGGUUCAGGGUGUCGGAGGAUCUGGAUCAGGAUCAAGAGGAGAUCGGUCAGAAGCUAUCAGAGUCGUUAACUGGAUUUGUUAAAGGCGCAGAGAUGGAAAUCGACGAACUGUUCGACGAACUGGAAAAUCUGUCCGACAGCGGUCCAGAACUGGACACGAUGUCUGUGAGCAGCACCCCGAAGCCGUCGCUGCGACCUUUCUUCAGCUCUAGUCGAUCCCUUCUCGCGCCACCUCAUUCCGUAGUAACCAACGAGGAGACCGGAAGCACUCCUGCGACAGCCAUAGGUCAGCAGAGCACAGGUCAGCCAGCUAAAGAGAAACACCGUAUCGGACACACCACUCCAGAGCGCGGCGUGGAUAGGCAAAGCGAUGACAGUUCCCGAAGAGCUGACAGCGACUCGCACCCGGAGAACUGGACAGACCACGAGGCGAACGAUCCGCCGAAUUACGUGACGGGUUCGCCGCCGAAGUCGGAACAGCACAACAAGACCGAGAGCACCGACAAACGGAGCAGGCUUUUUACCCGCGACAGAGGAGUACCGGGUACCAACAAGUCUAAAAAGCACAGCCUCAGCGUGGACCUGAAGCCGCCAGCAGACUUGAAUAGUUCCGAGGUAGAUGAGAAACGAUCGUUACUGCAUUCUCUGUUCACUGGUGGUGACAUGCUUGCUGGUCUGGUCUGA
Messenger RNA from Eufriesea mexicana, 1485 nucleotides. RefSeq names its product phosphofurin acidic cluster sorting protein KrT95D. Lineage: Eukaryota; Metazoa; Arthropoda; Insecta; Hymenoptera; Apidae. Gene Ontology annotation, biological process: protein localization to plasma membrane. The record is from RefSeq and is a predicted model, not a curated record. The transcript has 7 exons. The coding region runs from base 64 to 1485 and encodes 473 amino acids.